AGCAAGAAUUUUGAAUGGCUUGUUCCAGCAGUGGGGAAUUUCAGCCAUGGAUACAUGGAACAUUAGUGGUGAGUUAUGCAGCGGUGUGGCCUCAGACACGACAACCCCACUUCUCAAUCUUAAUCCAGGCAUCAAAUGUGACUGCUCCUACAAUUCUAACACCACUUGUCACAUCACUGGAUUGCGGCUGUAUGACCUGGACAUUCAAGGCUCAUUACCCGAUGACCUUUGGAGCUUGACGUAUCUCGAUGAUUUAGAUCUGCGCCAGAAUUAUUUUACCGGUCCAAUUUCUUCGUCCAUUGGGAAUCUCACUCGAAUGCAAUACUUGAGCUUUGGCUUGAAUGCAUUGUCAGGGGAGCUUCCUAGGGAAUUUGGACUGAUGACUGACUUACGAUCAAUAUCUAUCACAGCAAACAACUUCUCUGGGCCCAUACCGUCUGAGUUCGGGAAUUUAACAAGGCUCGAACAAAUGUACAUUCAUGGUUCCGGAAUUAGUGGUCCAAUACCGUUAUCAUUUGCUAAUCUGAUAAACAUGCAGACAAUGUGGGCAUCUGAUAAUGAGCUGACAGGUCAGAUACCUGACUUCAUAGGAAAUUGGUCCAGCCUCACUCAGCUGAGGUUGCAGGGAAAUGCAUUUCAAGGUCCAAUACCACCGUCAUUAUCCAAUUUAACGUUGUUGGUUGACUUGAGAAUAAGUGAUAUAUUGAACGGUAGCUCGUCACUGGAAUUUGUUAGAGAUAUGACUUCUCUGUCCACAUUAAUCUUAAGGAACAAUAAUAUUUCUGGUUCCUUACCUUCGUUUUCCUUAUUUCAGCGCUUGCAGCUCCUGGAUUUGAGCUUCAACAAUUUGACAGGAAGAAUUCCAGACUCACUUUUCAAUCACAGCACCCUGACCAAUUUGUUUCUCGGUAGCAACAGGCUAACAGGUGGAUUGCCAUUGCAAAAGAGUCCUGAUCUCCGAAAUAUAGAUUUAUCGUACAACAGGUUAUCCGGAAGCUUUCCAUCUUGGAUCAGGGAACAGAACCUACAACUUAAUCUGGUUGCCAACAACUUCACCAUUGAAGACUCGAGAUUUGCAAUCAAAUGUGGCGGGCCUCAGAUCAUAUCUUUCGACCGAACUCUUUACGAGAGGGAGAACGAGACACUUGGGCCGGCCACAUAUUACGUGACUAAUGACCGAAGGUGGGCCGUCAGCAAUGCUGGGCUCGUUGCUGACAACACAAACCCACAGUACACGACCCAGACAACUUCGCCCGUUGUGAAUACUCUGGACUCACAGCUGUACCAAACUGCUCGGGCCUCUUCGGGCUCUUUGAGAUAUUAUGGGCUGGGCCUCGAAAACGGUAACUACACUGUAAGGCUCCAGUUUACGGAGACUGAGGUCCUCAAUACGAGGACUUGGGAGAGCCGCGGCCGGCGUGUUUUUGAUAUUUACCUCCAGGGGAAUCUGCAAGAAAGGGAUUUUGAUAUACGACGAGCGGCUGGUGGCGUAUCUUUAAGAGCCGUUGACAGGAGCUACAAUGUGCGAGUGACUGACAAUUACCUUGAAAUCCAUCUAUUUUGGGCGGGAAAGGGAACUUGCUAUUUCAACUCAACUGUUUCGAAUAUUCCUCCAAGCGGGAGCAGAAACCGGACUGGUCUCAUUGUGGGUAUUGUUGUUCCAGUUGUAGCUGUCAAGUUACUGGGGCUCGAAGCACGACCUUACACUUUCAGUUUUGCCGAACUUAAAGCCGCUACGAAUGACUUCAAUGCUGAUAAUAAGCUGGGAGAGGGAGGUUUUGGACCUGUUUACAAGGGUUCACUUGGAGAUGGGAGAGCAGUUGCAGUGAAGCAACUGUCAGUGGCAUCACGUCAGGGAAAGAGUCAGUUCCUUGCGGAAAUUGCCACAAUAUCCGCCGUGCAACACCGUAACCUUGUGAAACUGUACGGCUGUUGUAUCGAGGGUGAUAAACGCUUGCUCGUCUAUGAGUAUCUCGAGAACAAGAGCCUCGACCAAAUAUUGUUUGGACCUGGAAGGAAAAGUUUAUUCCUGGACUGGGGAACACGUUACCAGAUUUGCUUGGGGGUUGCAAGAGGUCUCGCGUACCUUCACGAGGAAUCACGGCCUAGAAUUGUUCACCGGGACGUGAAGGCCAGUAACAUCUUGCUUGAUUCCGAACUUGCCCCUAAGAUCUCGGAUUUCGGAUUGGCCAAAUUGUAUGAUGACAAAAUGACACACAUGAGCACUGGAGUAGCAGGCACAAUUGGUUAUCUAGCACCGGAAUAUGCCCUGCGAGGGCAUCUCACGGAGAAGGCUGAUGUGUUCAGUUAUGGAGUCGUUGCCUUAGAGAUCGUCAGUGGAAGGUCGAAUUCAGACUCGAGUUUGCAAGAUGAUAAGACAUAUCUUCUUGAUUGGUCCAAGCGUGAAAUGGAGCUUGUGGACCCCACUCUAGAACAACAAGACAUGGAUGAGGCUAUAAGAAUUAUAGGGGUGGCCCUCCUAUGCACCCAGGGCCCACCGGGCCUUCGGCCCGCGAUGUCUCGAGUGGUGUCGAUGAUCUGUGGGGACAUUGAGGUGGCGCCUGUCACGACACGCCCAAGCUACCUCACCGACUGGAAUUUCAACGACUCAACCACCACUUUUGCUACCGACACAACUAACAUCUCGACUUCCAACAACACCAAUGAUAUCAUUAGUCCCAUCAAUUUCACCACGACAAACACAUCGGCGACAAGUGGUACUUCCUUGGCCGCUCGUUCGCAACAAAAGGAUGAUGUGGAGCCAAUGCUCGACAAGUGA
Messenger RNA from Striga asiatica, 2779 nucleotides. The record is from the annotation of a GenBank genome assembly. Lineage: Eukaryota; Viridiplantae; Streptophyta; Magnoliopsida; Lamiales; Orobanchaceae.